GCAACCAUGGGGAGUGGAACUACAGCAAAAUGCUUUCAGCUGGGGCAGGAGCACCAGAGCCAACAAAGGGGCUGAGUCACAGCCAGGCUGUGCUGUGCUUCAGUACUGUGCAGCAGAUAAGGAGUGCAGCCUGCUGCCCAGCUGCUGGGCUCAACUCCUCCAUGUCCUGCACUCAGUGUUUGUCCCUGGCACGUACCCCCAGGUGCGGCUCAGCACGGUGCAGAUGGAGAACUCCCUCCAGGUUUUGCUUUUGGAAGCAGAUGGCAGAGCAGGGCACGGUCACGGCUGUCUGCAGGGAGGUAGGCAAACACCAGCAGUGCGCUUCUGUUCCUCAGCUGCCAGCUGCCCCAUCCCAGAGGGCCCUGGUGCAGAGGUUGCUUUGCUUACUGCAUCCUCAGCCCAUGGGGACAUCCCUCCCCGUCCUACGUCUCUCCCAUCACUUUCUCGUGUCACAUACAAGGACUUCAUUCGCUGCCUGCCGGUUCAUCUGUCCCAGUACAUCCUGGGGCUUUUGGAUAACAAAUCCCUUAAAACAUGUGCCAGUGUGAGUAAAUACUGGGCUUUUCUGGCCAAAGAAGUUGAGAAGGAGCACGUGUGCCAAAAAGCAGUACAGAAGAAAAUCCUGUAUUUGCAGGGGUUGUGCCCUCGGGGAGCAGUUUCCAACUAUGCUAAAAUAGUCAAUGUAGCAGUUCCACAGUUAAAUGAAAAGGGAUGUGUCACCAAAGUGAGAGACCACAGCCCUGGAAGUAAAACAAAGGAAGACAAGGAGGAGGAGGAAAUCAAGCUGCAGGCAGCCUAUCGUGAUCUGCAAACUGACACAAUCCAGCUGGAAGAGAGGAACGUAUUCUGUGGCUCCUACAGUAUUCGUGUCCUCACUGACCGAUCAGACCCAGACAGAGUAAUCCACUAUGCUGGGGGAGACUUGGUAGCCAUUGGUUCUGCAGAUCGAAAAGUGAGGAUUUUUAAUGUGUUGUCAAUGAGAGAAGUGCCACCUCUGCUGUCUGGGCAUGCUGGAAGCAUCAAAGCACUGCUGCUUGAUGAGAGGAAAGGGCUCCUUCUUAGCACGAGCUGCGAUCUCAGCAUCAGAUGCUGGAAUAUAUAUAGUGGUGCUUGUAUGAAAAUCUUUACUGGUCACUGCAGGACCAUCACCUGCUUGGAUUUACACAGCAAGAAGUUUGUGUCGGGGGGCACAGAUGGGAUGGUGAAAGUGUGGAACUUGGACAGCGGGGUAUGUCUUAAGACCCUGAAACACAGCAAUAUUGUUUAUGCUGUUAAAAUGGAUGGAACCCAUGUUGUCAGUGGGUGUGACAGAGGGCUGGUGAAAGUCUGGCAUGCUGGCACAGGCACUCUGCUCAAAGUACUAGAAGGGCACCUAGGCCCAGUGAGCUGCCUGUCCUUUGAUCAGUGGCACCUUGUCUCAGGAAGCAGUGAUGGAUACGUCUUGGGAUGGAGCAUGGUGGGAGAGCUUAAGAGGUGCCUCACGGCUUUCCGCCACCCAAAGGAAGUUCUGUCUCUGGAGUUGCUCUAUCUCAGAGUUGUCAGCAGUUGUGCUGAUGGGAAGAUCCGUGUGUUUAACUUCCUGACUGGGAGCUGCCUGAGAGUGCUGCUGGGCAGUAGCAGAGGGGAUCCUGUAUCUUUCUGUGCUUCCGAAAACAGGAUGGUGAUCAGUGCAACCAGCAGCCUGCUGAUGUUCCAGUUUGAGGAUGUCACGUGGGACUACAUGCUAGGAGCUGAGCGAGAGCUGGUGUGGAAGCAGAAGCAGGAGAGCUGCCCUUUGGGCACAGCAUUGACUCCCUCCCAGCAAACCAAGAGCCACAUUGCCAGCCAGAUGCGUCGCCUGAAGAUACGAGGUGCUGGCCUUCUCGUGCUUGAUCUGCUUGCCAAAAUGUUCUGGAGUGCCUCAAAGCACUAGAUAUGGCCUUUGCAGUGCUCUGGCAUGGUUUGCUGAAGUGGGUUAGAAAUAGCAUCAGGUACCUGCUGUCUUCAUAUGCAGGCUCUUCACUUUUUGAAGUGCAGUAGACAUACUGCUGCAUUUCAAUGGGUCUGUCGUUUCCAGGCUUUUGUAAAACCUUUGCACCUUUUUAGAAAGGUCUGAUAUAAAUUCAGCUUGCUUAAGACAGUUUCUGUCAUUUUCCAGCUGAGUAAUCCAUCAGUGAUAUUAUUCACGUCCUGACAGCUGGUGUGCAUGGAAACAUGCUGCUGAUUCAGAGCCUGAAUUAUUAAAAUCCCCAGAAAAUCAUAGGACACCUGCAUCCAGAACUUGCCAUCACUGGGAUAUGCAAUUGCACAUAAGCAGGCACCUUUUAAAUGAUCAUAUUGUGGUGUGAUUUUUGAGAAAUCAGCAGUUAUUUGAUACAGUACCACAAAUCUACAAUCAAACAGCACAGAAGCAGAUGAGCUAGGUAGGGAAGUUUUCAUAGCAUGAAUUGCUAACUUCCUUGAAGCAGCUGUGCCUGGUGCAGGACGUGCAGUGGGCAGCAACGGGAAGCAAACUGAUUGUUUUAAUUGUAGUGGCAAAAAUCUGGGUGGUGUAUAUGCACACCUAACUCUGAACAUCAGCACUUACUGCCACUUUUGGCUCCCGUGAUGCUUUCUGUUAAUCAAACACGAGUGGGUUGUUUCCAACAUCCAGCUGAGAUAAGAGGCAAAGCAGUGGCCAGAGACUUCAAGUCUCAUAAUUUACGAGGAUUUUUGUUUUAAAUGGAAGUUUAACACCAACACAGCUUAGAGAUGAUGUAUUCUUCUGCUUUCUAGCUCUGUGCAAUGAACUGAUAAAACCUGCA
Lagopus muta (rock ptarmigan) is the source of this 2783-nucleotide messenger RNA. RefSeq names its product F-box and WD repeat domain containing 10B (gene FBXW10B). Lineage: Eukaryota; Metazoa; Chordata; Aves; Galliformes; Phasianidae. Gene Ontology annotation, molecular function: protein binding. The transcript is spliced from 11 exons. The record is from RefSeq and is a predicted model, not a curated record. Bases 224 to 1912 code for a protein of 562 amino acids.